AUGGAGUACCGUCGCAAGUCUGAUGAGCCCACAUCUGCCAUCCAGCGCUUUGGGCGCUGGCUACGCCUCAAGCAGUACCAAGUCGAGGUCACCUUUGCCGUCUACAUGUUUACGCCCACCGAGAAGUUUGUCUUCUGGUCCGUCGUCUUCCUGCUCUUCUCCAUGACCGCCAUUGCUUCGGCCCUGUACCUGCCGCAGCACCUUGCCUUCCUCAUUGACCGCGCCUGGUUCUACGUCAAUGGCGGAGAGGCGAGCAGCGGCAGCGGUGCCCUCGCAUCCGUCAACAAGGAGGCCAUGUCGCUAUCGGUGACCUCGCUGGCAGCCGCUGUCACGGAAGCUGCCGGAACCACUGCACGAGAACUGUGA
Molecule: messenger RNA, 366 nt
Organism: Pestalotiopsis fici W106-1
Lineage: Eukaryota; Fungi; Ascomycota; Sordariomycetes; Amphisphaeriales; Sporocadaceae
Exons: 1
Coding region: 1-366 (121 amino acids)
Source: RefSeq, a predicted model, not a curated record